AUUUAUUAUUUUUUCUUCCUUUACCUUCUUUGUCUUUCAGUUUUCUUCAAUUGGUUGAUCUGCUUCUCCACCACCCUACUCUCGAUCUUCCCCUUUAAUGGCCGAUGAAGAUCACCUUCAACUGUAACUCUAGAGAGAGAGAGAAUUUUUUAGUGUGAGAAAAAGAGUUUUGAUUUUUAGUGAAAAUUUUGAUAUGGGUUUGUGUUUUUGACUGUGUUUUGAAGCUGAAAAGUGAUUAGGGUUUGUUUAUGAGUGUUAAUUAUUGUUGGGUUUUGUAAAAAGCUUUGAUUUUGAUAUUGAUUUUGAUAUGGGUGGUUGUUUUCCUUGUUUUGGAUCAUCCAACAAGGAGGACACUAAUGCUGUGAAGGAAGUUUCAAAAAAAGAAUCUUUUAAGGAAGCUUCUCUUCCUCAAUCUCAUCACCCCACUAGGGUUAGCUCAGAUAAAUCAAAAUCAAAAAGUGUCUCAGAUUCUAAGAAGGAAAAGGAAGCACCAGUUCCAAAGGAUGGCGCAACGGCACAUAUUGCUGCACAAACAUUUACAUUCCGAGAGCUUGCAGCUGCUACAAAGAAUUUUAGGCCAGAGUGCUUAUUAGGUGAAGGAGGUUUUGGACGUGUUUACAAAGGUUGUCUUGAGAGCACGAAACAGGUAGUUGCUGUAAAACAGCUUGACCGGAAUGGACUUCAAGGAAAUCGAGAGUUUUUGGUGGAAGUUCUCAUGCUCAGCCUCUUACAUCACCCAAAUCUUGUGAAUUUGAUUGGUUAUUGCGCUGACGGUGAUCAGAGGCUGCUCGUUUAUGAAUUUAUGCCAUUGGGAUCUCUGGAGGAUCAUUUACAUGAUCUUCCUCCAGAAAAGGAACCUCUAGACUGGAACACAAGGAUGAAAAUAGCAGCUGGGGCAGCAAAGGGAUUGGAAUACUUGCAUGACAAGGCAAAUCCCCCUGUGAUCUAUAGAGACUUAAAAUCAUCUAACAUCCUCCUAGAUGAAGGUUUUCAUCCCAAGUUAUCAGAUUUUGGGCUGGCAAAACUUGGUCCAGUUGGUGAUAAGACUCAUGUAUCCACACGUGUAAUGGGAACAUAUGGCUAUUGUGCCCCGGAGUAUGCUAUGACUGGUCAACUAACUCUGAAAUCAGACGUCUAUAGUUUCGGAGUUGUCUUCCUUGAACUCAUUACCGGGCGCAAAGCUAUUGAUAACACGCGUGGGCAUGGAGAGCAUAAUCUUGUGGCAUGGGCACGACCUCUUUUUAAAGACCGCAGGAAGUUUCCCAAAAUGGCUGAUCCACUUCUUCAAGGUCGAUAUCCAAUGCGGGGACUGUAUCAAGCACUUGCAGUUGCAGCCAUGUGUUUGCAGGAACAAGCUGCUACAAGGCCUCUUAUUGGAGAUGUUGUGACUGCUCUCACAUAUCUAGCCUCCCAAGCAUUUGACCCGAAUGCAGCCAAUCAGUCGAACAGGGUCGGUCCAUCAACCCCUAGACUGAGGGACGACAGAAGGAGCAUGGCAGAUAGUGUGGAUAGCCCUGACCGUGCACGGCUCGGUUCCCCUUCUACUCGUAGGAACUCACCUGACCUCAGGAAGAGAGACGGUAGGGAUCCAAGUGAGUUGAGCAGAAUUGACACUGGUGGCGGCUCUGGAAGAAAAUGGGGAGUGGAUGAUUUGGAGAGGCAUGAUUCUCAGAGAGAUAGCCCUGUAAAUACCGGAAGAGCUAGAGAGACUCCAAGGAACCGCGACCUGGAUAGAGAACGUGCAGUUGCGGAAGCAAGAGUGUGGGGAGAGAAUUGGAGAGAGAAGAAAAGAGGAAAUGCAGUGGGUAGCUUUGAUGGUACAAAUGAGUGAGAAAAAACAUCACAUCACAUCACCAAACUAGCUUUUGCUUAUUCAUCUUUGAGUCAGGAGAAUUUGUGUUGGUUUUUCUCCCACAUCAUUUUAGUAGUUAGUCAUGUGAAUGAAACAGUUCACAGUUUAAAAACAAAACAAAAAAAGGGUUGGGGGAGAAGUUUAAGUUAGUGUGGAUUUGGGGUAUUAAAAAUGUAAUCAUGCUGCAUUAUGUGAAUUCAACAUCCUUGUCUAUUUACUGAAGAUUUCUAGGUUCAUGUUGCAUAGAGCAUUGUCAAAGGCGUCUAAUUUUUUGGCUUAGUGGAUUUGGUUGUGGGUCUCAUUGCUGUCACAUGUUAUUAUCUCGUACAGUUAUAUCUAUUAUAUAUCGAAUGUCUGAGUCUCUUAUGUUUUCGGCUUA
Medicago truncatula (barrel medic) is the source of this 2231-nucleotide messenger RNA. RefSeq names its product serine/threonine-protein kinase PBL27. NCBI's taxonomy places the organism in Eukaryota, Viridiplantae, Streptophyta, Magnoliopsida, Fabales, Fabaceae. The transcript has 5 exons. The coding region runs from base 308 to 1831 and encodes 507 amino acids. The record is from RefSeq and is a predicted model, not a curated record. Gene Ontology annotation, biological process: protein phosphorylation. Gene Ontology annotation, molecular function: ATP binding; protein kinase activity.